Podospora anserina S mat+ is the source of this 843-nucleotide messenger RNA. RefSeq lists its product as uncharacterized. The transcript has a single exon. The coding region runs from base 1 to 843 and encodes 280 amino acids. Gene Ontology annotation, molecular function: protein binding. NCBI's taxonomy places the organism in Eukaryota, Fungi, Ascomycota, Sordariomycetes, Sordariales, Podosporaceae. The record is from RefSeq and is a predicted model, not a curated record.
AUGCUCGAUGUCCUCUUCUUUCCCGGCAUCUCCCUCACCCUGGCCCACAUCGGCGGCGUCGCUCGCGAUCCUUACUCGGGGCUGAUCUCCAUCCUCUCCAACUCUGGCAACCCCUGGGCAACCGGUGGAGCCGAUGUAACCGGCGAACGCCAACUCAUGAAAUAUGACCCCAAGAAGAAAAAGGUUCUCUGGGCGAGGAACAUGACGGACAUUUCCCGCGAUCGAUACGGCGGGUUUCAGGAUGUGGAACAUGAUAAACGGGGGAAUACCUACAUUGUCGGGACUCACCCUGGGGUUAUUAUUCGCGUGGACAAGAAUGGAAGAAAGCUUACAGAGUGGUAUUUGCAUCGGCCUUUGUCGCCGACGACGAGGAAGGGGUAUAGCGGAUUGGCUGUGGUGAAGGGGACUGAUAUUAUGCUGGCGAGCGAUGGUGAUGGAAAGUUGUACCGGUUUGAUUUGAGGGAGGAGAGGGGGAGGCCGGUGAAUGUGCCGCUGUUGGGGGAGGGCCUGCACCUGAACUUGGAUGCGAUUUACCUGCCGCCAAAGUAUGGGGGGAGUGUGCUGUUGGUGGCGGAUUUGUUUGAGGGGAUUCAGGUGCUAAGAAGUAAAGAUAGGACGUGGAGGAAGGCGGAGAACUUGGGGACGAUUUCGAAGCCUCCGACGUUGAAUGGCCUGGUGAUUGAUGGGGCGGUUGUGGCUCCGGUGCAGAUGGGCAGCAAUUCUCUGUACAUGGUCAUUGGGAACAUUGAUCCUUUCAUUCCGGGCAUGGUUGCAGGUAAUCGGACCCUGUUCCCUUUUCCCGACAUCACGAAUGCGGUGGAGGGGUUGCUGAGGAGGGGCUGA